Molecule: messenger RNA, 3250 nt
Organism: Amoebophrya sp. A25
Lineage: Eukaryota; Dinophyceae; Syndiniales; Amoebophryaceae
Source: the annotation of a GenBank genome assembly
CAACAUCCUUGUAUUUAUGAUCCUUGUGCUAGGUGAGUUUUUGUAGUCUACUGCGUGUUGUUCUGUAAAAAGCUGAAAGGAUAUGUCGCGUGGUCUACGGGCGUUCUCCCUCUAUGGGUUUGCGCACAGCGUGGAUGCGCUGUCUGUCGUGUUUCGCAAUGCGCGAACGCCGCCGCAUCCUUCUGACGUCGAAGAGGCAAAGGCGAAUGCUACGGAGAAGAUGCGCAUCCCCAAGAAUUUUGAGAAGUACCACUUAGGGAACUAAAUGUAAAUACCUAGUUGUAGUAGUUCAACUUACUUUCACGAGAAGGAUCUACUUUGUCUCAACAACACAUACAUUUCUAAGGAGAAUAAUCUUAUUGAGGUUAUGGAUUGGAAUUUAGAGUUGGAAGAUGAGUAUUGCAGUUCCUACCAAGAGUUGCCUCUAACGCAUGAUGGUCUAGGAGAGGUAGGUGCUGUUUUGUACGCGAUCGGAUGCGGAAGGAAGUUCGAGCCGAGUCAGGUACGAGUUGCAUUCAUUAGCCCCAUCUCUAUUGAGUACGUUCUAGACUAGGAGCACUACUAGGGAUGCCAAUGAAUGAAUAUUGAUCACGUUUAUUAGUCUCAACCUCUAAGAAAGUUCAGUCACAAAUUCCAAUUCAGAGAAAGAAUUGAAGCAUGAUACAUAGUUUCGAAUAUACAUACUAUUUGUUCCAGCAACUAACCGCUUCUUUGUCCGACGAUAGCGAGGAGGAUUCAGAGGCCGCGUUGGCGAAGGAGCCAGAGGCGGCCGAAAAACAGGUCGAGGAAUUCAAAGAGCAGUGCAGGAAGAUGAAUCUUAAUUAUGUGCGGAGGCACUAUAUAUAACUUUAGCUAGUAGUCGUGCGAAGAAUACAUGCACUGUAGGAAUAUCUUCCAUACCAAUAAAUCUACUAGACCUAAGCACCCGGUAGCACUCAUCCCACUAGAAUCCCCCACCCUCCGCACGCACUUCCCUCGCCAUAGCGUGGCCCCGCUUGCCCGGCCCCUUGCCUACGGAGUUGACCUGUGGAACAGCACAAGAGCCGGGCUCUUGGCGGCCUGCGGCUAUUGGAAAGGCAUGCCUGGAAAUGGCAGGCCUGGGGGCUUGUUGGUCUUCUGUUAGGUUUGGCAUCUUUGCGGAAGGCUGAAGCGUUUGACUUUCAAACUUCUAGCUUUAAAAGUCGCCUACCUCGAGGAAACUUAAAAACGCCACACCCAGCGUUUUUCAAAUUCAUUCUUCUUCGAUAAAAUCAAAAAUUUUGCAUCUUUCGCGCCUUCAGCUUUUAAUUUUGGGACGUUUGGGAUGUUUAGGAAGCUCGGGAGGUUUUGGAAUUUUGGGAAGCUUCAGAAGUUUCUGAAGUUUUCGGAAAUUCUGGGAAGUUUCGGAAGCUUAGGAAGUUUUGGAACUUUCGGAAGCUUCGGGGAGCUUGGGAAGUUUGGGGGUCUGAGGGUCUGAGGAAUUGGGGCUCGGAAGUGGAAGAGUGAGCGUUUGGGGCUCGGAAGUGGAAGAGUGAGAGUUUGGCGGGGUCGUUGUAGGCGUUUAAUUUCAGUAGCUCUUUAAUAUUCAUGUUGUGUUGCCACUGGUUUUUGUGUGUGCGAUCGCAGUCGCAGAUGAGGCAAUUGAUUUUCUAUGAUUCCAAUCAUUCAAAGAGCAAACUCUUCCAGUCUAAGGAGAGCGAUUUCAGAGUUGCCAGACCUACAACUGUGCAACAACGAUGACGGACUGCGAAAAGAAAUGCGACGGUAAAUUUCAGAAGGACAAUGCGCACUGUCAGGAUCACGCAAACCAGUUGAAGGACCUUUACAGGAGUUCACAGGUAUCAUUUAACAAUAAUUAACUACAAAGCGAUACCAUCAUGUAUUUUUUGCUGGAGAUGUUGUGACUUUUCUCAGCACGACAGUAUCUAGGUUUUUGACACAAUCACAAAUAACUUGUUCUUGACCAAGAACCGUAGACAGAAGAUUCGUGGAACAAGCGACGAACUAUUGUUUUUCUCGUCAGUCUGUAUUCACACCAACAUCAAGGCCAGAAGCAAACGCAAGCACGACUGCAUCGUGGCACAUUGCCCGAACGUAGGCGGCCAGGUGCUUUCGGCAGCCGUAAGACAGGACUUUACGGACGACGCAGCGAAGCAGGCCUGGCAGGGCACCGCAGCAAAGGAGCCGUGUGCAGGCGACGCUAAAUGCGAAACGAAGUGCGCUGUCACGGACCUCUUUCAGUGUUAAGGACAUGAUCUUUGGUCGACGACACUUGAGUCGUUCGUAGGUCGGAAUAAUGCUACAGAGAGCUGAGAGGAGCGCUCCUACAAAAUUUUAAGUUUAAGUUUUACUUUACCUAGCAGCACCUUCUCUAACAUUUUGUGGAAGCAGCUGAAGUGGAGUACGCGCACAAGAGCAUGUUCCAGUUCUGUGUGGACAUGUUCCACGACUGGCAGAAUACCGAAGAGCUGAACUGGAAAACGGGCCAUCCGGCAGCGCGCUAAAAAUGCCAUGUCUAUCAACACUGUAGACAGUGGCAGUAUGUGGAGGGGUAAGCAAUGUUGACUGUGAGAACUCACUCUGUUUUACACUGUACACAAUAUGGGGGGACUGAAGUUGACACACGUGGAAAUGGAUAUUGAAGGAAUGUCGUUCCGACAGAUCAUACUGGGUAACAUGUGACUUCUCAUCAUGCAGGUUUUUUUUUUGUAUUUCGAUUUUCCAUGUUUUUCAAACAGUGCAGUACUAAUUUAUUCAUGGCACUUCGUUGCUUUUUACUGUACUAGUCUCAAAAACUACUUCCCAGGGUCAUACUCUCAUGACAACAUGUGUACAGUUUGCAGCUCCGCAUGCUGAGAGUGGUCCUUCCAGUACUAGGUAUCGCUUCAUCCGGAUGUGGCGCAACAAAAUGCACAGUAAUGCUCGAUUGCACAGGUCCAGACGAAAAGUUUGACUGAAUAGAGUUUAGCGUCGACAAAAUUUUGAAGACGUGACACGGGUUUUCACCACCUAGCUAUAUCGAUGUUUGCGAGUGCUAGUAACUAGGAGCAAGUCCUGAGCUUGAUACGAAGGCGUGUUUGCCUAAUGUAUGGAGAAAGAGUAGUUCGCAGACAGUACUCUUCGUCACACAAAAUGGGAACAGAUAAAGUGCGUAGGAGGACGCUCAGAAACAGGGACGAAAAUCCGACACUGUAAUGAGCGAGAAAAGCAAGGCGAGAGCGACUAUUGAUACCACACGAUAAAUAUUAUUCCUUGUUGUAUCACAUAAAAA